Molecule: messenger RNA, 1691 nt
Organism: Colossoma macropomum (tambaqui)
Lineage: Eukaryota; Metazoa; Chordata; Actinopteri; Characiformes; Serrasalmidae
Gene: rem2
Product: RAS (RAD and GEM)-like GTP binding 2
Cellular component (GO): plasma membrane
Molecular function (GO): GTPase activity; calcium channel regulator activity; GTP binding
Source: RefSeq, a predicted model, not a curated record
GGAGAGCUCGCAGCGGUGUUGUCGGCUGUCCUCUGAGAGAGAAGGGGGACCAGGCAGGGCGCUGGCUCUUUUUUCCCUCACGGAAAGUCAUGCGGUAGCGUACGAGCCGUUUUGGUGACAGAAACACCCGCGAAAAGGAGAGAAGGAAAGGAGGAGAGGAGGAGAGGAGGACGGCGACGGUACGUUUCACGUUUUGGCGCCCGCUGAACAUGUCAUGGAGGGAGUUCCUCCUUACCAAGGAGCUUCUCUGUGAGCAAACAGCAACUGAGGACGAUGUCGGAGCAGGGUUAUGGAUUGACUCUUUCUGCUGCACCCCCGCUUCGCAGAGGAAGCACCCCGCUACCAAUCAAACACCAGCUAAAGCGGGGAGAGGCUGUCUCAGAGGACUAUGAUUGGACGCCAGGUGUAAAUGAGCCCGCCCCUCCGCCGGUCAGCAGUAGUGACAUCAAGGAUGCACCGCCACCCUCUAAGCCCCCACCGCAGAAGUACCAUGGGCCCCUGAGAAUCGUUCUACUGGGGCAGAAUGGGGUGGGAAAAUCCUCCCUGGCACUCUCUCUUGCUGGGCUGUCUGACAGAUCUCUUUCUGUUGACUCUGAAACCCAAGCAAGUGAUGAGGGGUAUCAGCGGAGAGUGACAAUAGAUGAUGAAGAUAGCUCCAUCUUGGUGUAUGACAACUGGAAGCAGGACCUGUCCACUCUGCAGUGCGAGGUGUGCAUCCUUGUCUUCUCCCUGACAGACAGACGUAGUUUCCACCGCGUGGCUCAACUGCGCCUGUUGCUGAGGGAGAGCCAGCCAAACACUCCCAUCAUCCUUGUGGGCAACAAGAGCGACCUGGUGCGCUCACGAGAGGUCAGCACAGAAGAGGCUCACUCCAGUGCGAUGGUGUUCGACUGCUUGUACCUGGAGCUGUCCGUCUCACUGGACCACCGCACUAAUGACCUCCUGGAGGCGGCGGUCCGGGCUGCCCGGGGCCACAGCCUGGGGCCUGGCUGGACGGAGGGUUCCCCAGGAGCCGGCCGACGUGAGAGCCUGACCAGCAGGGCCAAGCGUUUCCUGUCCGGGCUGGUACCGCGGUCACACCACGGGCGGGACAGGGAGCGGGACAGGGACCGAGAGCGGGACCUCAGCAGACACCGGGCCAGCAGGAUGCUGCGACAAAAAUCCCGUUCCUGCCACGACCUCAGCGCUCUGAUGUGACAUGGAGAGAGGCGAAUAGAAAGAGAGAGAAAGAAACGGGACAAAUGAUAGAAAGGAAGACAGUCACAGAGACAAAACAGCAGGGCUGCUGUUCCCUAACAAAUUUUCACAUCUGUUUUUCUUUGGUUGGUGAUCAGAACUGACCACAUAUGAGGAAGCAAUACUAAGAAAGUUACACUCCUUGACCAGUAUGUAGUAAGUAUGUAGUCGCAGAUUUAUGGCCCAUUCAUUAUACUCAUGCGAAAUUCUAAGGGGAGCAGCCAUUUGAGCUGGUUCUAAUUCUCUCUGAAUACUGCAUGAAAGUGUAGCUUUGCAGACCGUAUGGUCAGAAUUUUGCUCCUCUCAUAGCCUCAGUGCUCUGAUUUAAUGGGAAAGGGAGAAGAAACAAAUGUCUGCAUGUUUUUUCAUUCGGUUGGAACGGACCACAUCUGAGGAAGCAAUACUGAGAAAGUCCUACUUCUGCACCCACAUAGUUUGUAGUCUUUAAAUUAAAG